Molecule: messenger RNA, 2165 nt
Organism: Cuscuta campestris
Lineage: Eukaryota; Viridiplantae; Streptophyta; Magnoliopsida; Solanales; Convolvulaceae
Source: the annotation of a GenBank genome assembly
GAAAUGAUUUAUUUUACGUUUUAGUACACAUACAUGCAUAUUAAAACGUGAAAUGAUUGUGGCUCCAAAAUGAAACUAAUGACACUCCGUUGUCUUUAGAUCUCUUUCUCCAGCUCAUCAUGUUUUUGUUAGAUAUGUUAUCACGAAAGAAAUGGACCCUCCCACCCCCUAUUUCCAUUCCCCAUAAAGCUUUCCUUUUAUCGACAAAAGAGCGUCUUCUACUCUCUGUGACUCUUCACAACUCAACAGGUCCUUCAAUAUUGUCGCCUCUUUCCUCAUCUCUAUCUCCAUUUUCGUUCCCUCUCAGAAGGAUCAAUCUCCAGGUAAUCCAAAUUUAAACUUCCUCCAAAUUUCUAAAUAUUCGCGUGUCAACUUAUGAAAAGUGUGAGAAUGACUAUAUUUCACAUGUGGACAUUAAAACUAUGGAAGAACAACUUUUUUUCCUUUUCAAACUUUGCACCACCUUCACAUUUUUUGCCUUUAUUAUUUCAAAUCUUCUUUAUACAUUGAGAAAAUUGUCUCAAAUAAUCUCACCUUUUUGCGCUCUUUUAAAAAUAAUUUCAAUUUUCACUGCCACCGGAUGUAAUCUCACAUUUCUGCAUGUGUGCAAGUUUUGGGUCGUCGUAAAAAAGCUAACGACCACUUAACAAAAUUUUUGGAAAAUGCUUGUUUUUCACAAAUAAAUGAAAGGUGUGAUCAUUUUAGAUAAAUUCUCUCUUUUCAUUUUUUAAUAUCCAACAUUAAACUUAAAUCUAUUUUUCAAAAAUGUUUUUAUGAAUAAUAGUCCACCAAAUUUAAGUUUUUUUAGGGUGAAAGUAAUUAUUUUUUUCAAUAAUCGAUAAUCUAGUAAUAAUUGAACAAUAAAUUAUUCUGCACAAUGGAGCUAAUUUAUUUACUUCAUAACUCACUACAUUUUUUGUAUGGUGCAAUUAUUUUUCUUGAGCGACACUUCAAAUUAAUUUUUUUAUACUGUACUAUUUUUAUUUUUUUAAAAAGCGGUACUACAAAACUUGUGAAUGUUUUUUUGAUAAUUCUAUAUCGAUGUUUUUUUGCAAAACAACAUUACAACAUUUGUAAAAAUAACACAAUAAUCUUUUUCUUUGAAAUCUUCUAUUGCCCGUAUUAUUUUUUCUAAUAUGGAACUACCCAACUUGUGAUUUUUUGAUAAUUCAGUACAAAUGUUUUCCCCAAAAUAAUAAUUUAAAAGUUGUGAAAAUGGCACAACAUUUUUUUCUCCAAAAUGGUACUAAUUAAUUUUAUAACUCACUACAAUUUUUUUGUAUUGCAAGUUCUUUCUCGAGCAAUACUCUAAUCUAUUUUACGAUAGUCGAAUAUUAUAUUUCCCCUAGAACAUAAAACAAAAUUUGUAAAUCGUUAUAUUUUUCAAAAAAUUUACACAAAUCUCUAAAAAGAGUGUACGGUUAUAUUUUUAAAAAAAUAAAUCUUAAAAUUAAAAAAAGAAAAAAGUAAAUUUACCUAAAAUAAUCCCACCUAUCAUUUUUUGCAAAAAUAGGCAUUUUCUAAAAAUUCCGUUAAGUGACCGUUAGUUUUUUAACGCCGGCCCAAAACUCGCACACAUGCGAAAAUAUGAGAUUAUUUUCGGUGACAGUGAAAAGUGAGAUUAUUGAAAAAACUGUGAAAAAGUGUGAUUAUUUAAGAUAAUUUUUUACUUAAAUAUUUGGAAGCUUUCAUUUUUUCCUUUUGCACAAAUCUUUCAAUUUCUGAAUCUAUAUUCCAAUUUCAUUGUUGUCCUUUGUUUAUUUUCAUGAUAUGACUAGUUUAGAAUUUUAGUUUUUUUUGUUCAUGGAAAUGUAUAUUUGAAAUAGUAUUUGAGAUUGGGUUAUUUCGAUUUACAUCUAGUUGUGAUUUGCCUAUAGUAACUUGAUAAUGAAUGUGAACAUAAGCUUGUUUACCUAUGUAUGCUUGCAUAUAUGUGAAAUUGGAUUUCUGUUUUUAGUAAUUGAAUGUUUUGAAUUUUUCACUUUGUUAGAUGGACAUGAAAAAUUAAUACUUUCUUCUCAUGCGGUGAAUUGCGUCAAAGAGUAAUAAUUUUUCUUAUUUUUGUUUUGGCACGUGUACAUGCUAAUGGAACUUAUCCAAAAAGAAUACACUUUGAAUGGCAAGAGAGAGGGUGCAUGCCAAAAUAAUCAAAUAGAAUUAGUCUA